CGAAAAGAGUUUAUUAGAUUUCUAGGCUUGAGAUAUUGUGAUGAAGCUGAGAAGAGCAUAAAACUAAAGCCAGGGGGAAUGGUUAACACUGAUAAAUACUCUAAAGAAGUUACGGAAAGCCUCAAAGUUGAGCUCACUCGGGAAUUGUUAAAAAUUUACAAUAACAAUGAUAAAUUCAGAGAUGAAUAUUUAUCGCAAGAAAUAAGAGAUGCAAAAUGGAGAAUAAUCAAAUUUCUUCAAAUUGAAGGAAUUUUUGAAGACAUUUUUGAAAAACCUAAUGAGCACAUAGAUGCUUAUCAUUUGCUCAAAAAUGGUAUUUAUUAUUUAAUUCGGACGUCCCCUAUAUGA
Molecule: messenger RNA, 348 nt
Organism: Meloidogyne enterolobii
Lineage: Eukaryota; Metazoa; Nematoda; Chromadorea; Rhabditida; Meloidogynidae
Source: the annotation of a GenBank genome assembly